This is a messenger RNA of Rasamsonia emersonii CBS 393.64, 1545 nucleotides long. RefSeq lists its product as uncharacterized. Bases 1 to 1545 code for a protein of 514 amino acids. Gene Ontology annotation, cellular component: nucleus. Gene Ontology annotation, biological process: positive regulation of transcription by RNA polymerase II. NCBI's taxonomy places the organism in Eukaryota, Fungi, Ascomycota, Eurotiomycetes, Eurotiales, Trichocomaceae. The record is from RefSeq and is a predicted model, not a curated record. Gene Ontology annotation, molecular function: transcription cis-regulatory region binding; DNA-binding transcription factor activity. The transcript is spliced from 6 exons.
AUGUCAGUGCGAUACCACGACGAAACACAAGAGAUUAUCGAGUGGUACAAAAAUGAAUGCCCUGUGGAUGGGGAAGAAUUGAAUGAUGAUAUUGAUAAUGAUGAACACGUCCCGGUACGACAUUCCGAGGAUAGCACAGCCAUUGAUUCCAUCAGUGGCUUCAACCAUGGUGAACGUGGCUUGGAUCAGAACCUCAGCGAUGAUGGUUAUUCAACACCAGAAUAUCAGCAGUACUGUUUGAGUGUGUCCGAGCAGCAAUCGACUGGCUACUCGUACAAUUCCUCAAUCGAGGCUGCAGCCUACAAGUUCACUGAAAGAGAAGCAUACUUGAUGCGCAAUUUUAUUGAGAAUAUGGCGCAAUGGGUGAGUGAGCCCACUUCUGUCUUCCAACUGGCGUAUAUAUUGAACAAGGAGAUACCUGCCUCCCAGGCCGACGUCGCUGAUCUUGAGAGACACUUCGAGAUCGAGGCCCCACGGAGGGCCCUUCGUCAACCAGUUCUGCGCCUUGCCAUACUUGCAUUUUCUUCACGACAUGUGAGCCGAUUCUCGGGCUAUGACGAAACUGAGGCUCUUCAAUAUCACACGCAAUGUUUGCAGCUCCUCAUUCCGGUUCUUUCGGCACCAGACACCGAAGUAUCGGAGGAUGUUCUCGCGGCUAUCGCUAUUCUGCGGCAGUAUGAGGAAAUGGAUGAUUACGACAAGCGAUGCCACCUCCUGGGGACGACACGGAUUUUGAACUCAGUCGUCCACUUUGGCUCUUCCGGCGGUCUAGGAGAGGCUGCGGCAUGGUUGUGUCUUCGUGAAGACAUCUACGCAUCUCUGGUCUCGCAGCAGCCCCUGAGGACCAGACUGGAGACCUACCUCCGUUCGAGCACAUUUCAGAGAAACGAUGACGUGUCCUGGGCGAACCGGAUGGUUUUCCUUCUGGCCAAGGUGUUGAGUUGUGCUUUUCAGGAGCGACAGCAGCACACUCCUUUGGACGGCGGCCGGUCAUGGAGUGAGAGCUUGCAGCAGGUAGACCAGGAAGUGGAAGAUUGGAAACGGAAAAGGCCGUCGACGUUCGAGCCUAUUCUAUUCAAACCGCCCUGCAGUGGCACAGAAGAGGAACAGUAUCGAGGCGGUCUUCCAGAAGUCUGGAUGCUAGCGCCGUUCCAUGCGAUCGGUUUACAAUACUACCAUAUCGCCAAGAUGGUUAUUCUCGCGACGUCGGUGUCUCCUCAUCAUCUGGCGUCGGACAUGAGAUCCGGAUAUGACUGUUUCCAGCAUGUAAGAAGGACAGAGAAGUCGAUCCGCGAGCAUCUCCUGAUCGUCCUGGGUAUAGCCGUAUCGAAUCAAAAAACCGCAGAGAAUACGCUUUUCACUGCUCGCCAUGCUCUCUCUGUUUGGGGUGGCUGUCUACGCGAUAAACGGACCCAAGACGCCGCGAUUGCGUUUUUGAUAAACAUGGAAAAGACGACGGGGUGGAAGAGCGAGCCGCUAAUACAGUCCUUGAAGGCUCAAUGGGAGGAGGACAGAUCUGUCAGUGUCACAAGCCUACAGCCGUAA